This is a messenger RNA of Choloepus didactylus (southern two-toed sloth), 1419 nucleotides long. RefSeq names its product hydroxysteroid 11-beta dehydrogenase 1 like (gene HSD11B1L). Gene Ontology annotation, cellular component: intracellular membrane-bounded organelle. The record is from RefSeq and is a predicted model, not a curated record. Lineage: Eukaryota; Metazoa; Chordata; Mammalia; Pilosa; Megalonychidae. Gene Ontology annotation, molecular function: oxidoreductase activity.
CACGUGACUCGGGUUCCCCCGCGAGGCGGGCGAGACGCGGCUGGGAAGGGAGGAUUCUAGGCCGGGACUCCAGCCUCAGUGUACGGCGGGGUAAACUGAGGCCCGAAUGGGCCCUGAAAGGCCAUGCCUAUUUACUGGGAUGACAACUUCGACCCAACCAGCCUCCAGGGAGCCUGGGUACUGCUGACAGGGGCCAGUGCAGGAGUGGAGCUGGCAUACUGCUCCGCCCACCUGAACUUCCACCUGGUGCACACUGCCCACGCUGAGGGGUCACCUGUAGAAGGUGACAGGGAACUGCCGGAUGUGGGCGCCCCCAAGGUCCUCUACAUCGCCUCGGACAUGGCCUCCCUGGGAGGUCCGGACGACCUCGUUCUAAACCACGUCGGCGUCGCCUGGGCGGUCAUGCCGGGCCCCAGCGCCCGGGAGACGCGCUGGCCCUUGCAGGUGCCCCGCCCCCUCCGCGCCGGGCUCCGCCCCUCUCCGCCCAAGGUCCCGCCCUUUUCCUGGGCUGGGCUUCGUCCCAGGGCCUGCGCUCUACCCGUCGCGUCCCGGGCCCCGCCUCCUACCCGUCUCCUUCCCAGGCUCUGCCCCUUGCCUGACCUUGUCUCCGCCCCCAGGCCGGCGCACCACCCCUCGCGCCCCGGGCCCCGCCCCUCAAUCCAGGCCCCGCCCCUUUCCCAUUUGGGCCCCGCCCCCAGGCCGGCGCACCACCCCUCGCGCCCUGGGCCCCGCCCCUCUCCUUUUUCUGGGCCUGGGCUCCGCCUCCCCGUCGGGCUCCGCCUCGGCGCGGUCACUCCCGCUCGCCCCCCGCAGGUGAACCUUCUGAGCUGCGUGCAGCAGAGCUGGUUGGCGCUGCCCAGCCUGGCGGACAGUAGGGGCUCCCUGGUGGUGGUGUCCUCGCUGCUCGGCCGCGUGCCCACGUCCUUCACCACCCCCUACUCAGCAGCCAAGUUCCCGCUGGACGGCUUCUUCGGCUCCCUUCGGCGGGAGCUGGGGGCAGACGUGAGCGUGGCCAUCACCUUGUGUGUCCUGGGUCUCCGGGACCGCACCUUGGCCGCCGAGAGAGUCAGGGCAGUCACGCCGGCCAAGGCGACCCCGGGGCCCAAGGCGACCCUAGAGGUGAUCAGAGGCGGCGCCGCGCGCGCCUCUGGCGUCUUCUACCUGCUCUGGGGCUGGCUGCGGCGCCCGCGGGCCUGGUUCAUCCGCCCCGAGCUCAAUGUUAGGGCCGCAGUUGCUGCCUGAGACUCCAGGGGUGGCGCUCCCUCCUUGCCCCAGACGGGACCUUCCAUCACACCGUCCUUGGUGCCGGGGCACACACCGAGACGCCUCUGAGAGGGUGGCCAGGGCCCAAGAUGGAUUCAUCAAGAUAGGGAAAGAACCCGGAACAACUACCAGCACCUCCAAACAAUCACCCCAAAC